This is a messenger RNA of Melitaea cinxia (Glanville fritillary), 1260 nucleotides long. It is a transcript of the gene Inx7, whose product is annotated as innexin inx7. NCBI's taxonomy places the organism in Eukaryota, Metazoa, Arthropoda, Insecta, Lepidoptera, Nymphalidae. Gene Ontology annotation, molecular function: gap junction channel activity. The record is from RefSeq and is a predicted model, not a curated record. The coding region runs from base 1 to 1260 and encodes 419 amino acids. The transcript has 7 exons. Gene Ontology annotation, biological process: phototransduction. Gene Ontology annotation, cellular component: plasma membrane; gap junction.
AUGCUGGUGACAACUUUAAAUCAACUCACACCGCGUUUGCGGUUUAAUUUCACAAAACCAACGCUUGAAAAUUUUGUAUUUAAAUUACAUUAUAAGCUUACUGUUGUUAUACUUCUCUGUUGUGUUAUCCUAGUAUGUGGAAGAGAAUACUUUGGAGAACACAUCAAGUGCAUUUCCGAUCAAGGGGUGCCCAGUCAUGUAAUACAAACUUACUGCUUCUUCAUGGCGACCUUCACUAUAGUCCGGCAUUACAAUGAAAGUCUACUUGAAGGCGGUUAUCUGCCUCAUCCUGGAGUGGGUCCACUUUCGAAUGACGAUGAAAAAUUGCAUCACACGUACUAUCAGUGGGUGCCUUUCGUGCUCUUCAUUCAGUCAAUAUGUUUCUAUCUUCCACAUUAUAUAUGGAAGAAGAAAGAAGGUGGCAGAAUAAAAGCUCUCGUAGAUGGACUGCAAUAUGCAGGAAUAGCGUUAGCAGAGGAAGACAUGAAAGUCGGUUCUGUAACAGUGCCUUCCAAAAGCUCUUUAGAGAAUCGAAUUGACAUUAUAAAGAAGGAUAUCAUAUUAAGGUUACAAGUUAGCAGAGCCUGGUCGGUUUGGCUCGUAUCGAUGGAGGUCGUUAACCUGCUGCACAUCAUGUUCCAGAUCUGGAUCGUAAAUGUAUUCUUAAAUGGAGGGUUUAUCUCUUUGGGCUCAAAGGUACUGCAUCCCAGUCAAUGGGGUAAGAUUGCAGAUCCACUGGAGCUUAUUUUCCCCAAGGUGACAAAAUGCACCUUUCACAAGUAUGGUCCGAGUGGAUCGCUCCAACAGCAUGAUGCGCUCUGCGUUAUGGCCCUCAACAUUAUUCACGAGAAGAUCUACGUCAUACUUUGGUUUUGGUUCUUGUUCCUCUUCAUCGCUUCUGCUCUCGCUGUUAUUUGGCGCAUCGCUUCGUUCUUCCUGUAUCGCCGCUCGCUCAGGUUCAACGAGAUGUUAUUCCGUCAAGCUUCACAUAGAAAGUUCAAUCCCCACAACGUGAUAAACGUAGUUAAUGGUUGUCAAUUUGCAGAUUGGCUCUUUAUAUAUUAUCUUGCUAAGAACAUGAAAGGAUUCGUCUUCCAAAAACUGUUUGACCGGUUAGCAGAAGAGUUAGAGAAACGGGAAAUACCAUAUGAUCAAGAUGUAACCGAAAAGAAUGGAGCAGAACCAGUUUUAUUAGGCAGAGUUGAUUAUGCUGAUGAAACGUUACCUUUAAACCAGGACUCUAAAGAGAAAUCCUCAUAA